Messenger RNA from Colletotrichum scovillei, 3789 nucleotides. RefSeq names its product PHD-finger domain-containing protein. The record is from RefSeq and is a predicted model, not a curated record. NCBI's taxonomy places the organism in Eukaryota, Fungi, Ascomycota, Sordariomycetes, Glomerellales, Glomerellaceae. The transcript is spliced from 8 exons. Gene Ontology annotation, biological process: regulation of transcription by RNA polymerase II. Gene Ontology annotation, cellular component: Rpd3S complex. Bases 1 to 3789 code for a protein of 1262 amino acids.
AUGGGUGGAACAAAAUUGUCCAAUUCCAGAGGUCUCCGGUUUCCCGUCCUCGCCGGGGCCCUGGUCGUCGUCGAUACGGCAGAACUUAGAAGACCCGCCAGAUACCCAGAUGGCGGCCCCCCAGUCCGUUGUCUCCGAAAAUCCUCGAGGUCCAUCCCGCAGCUUCACACCCUUUCUUCUCCCAUCCCUCCUUUUCCUCAAGUCAUUCGCACGUCCGACUCGGAGCGUUUGCCCGUCUGGUCCAAGGCAAGGAGGUCAGGGGCCCUCGAGAGCCCAGUUGCCAUGAUGCCCACGAGUACGAGAGCCACGCGGUCGCGCUUUUCCAGCCCGCAUCAGCACGCCAACGGAGGAGGAGGAGGAGGAUCGGAACCUGUCAAGAAGAGCAAUGGAGCCAGCGAGGCAUCGAGGACCUUCAUGCAGAAAUGGUUGGAGCCUACGGUGCAGAGCAAGCCGAGCUUCGAGGAGGCUGGAUUGAUGCGAUACGGCGUCACCGAGAACAUGGCGCCCCUGGGCACGCUGCCAAAGGGACCACAGGCCAAAAAGCCGGGCCAGGAAGUCGCGAAUCCCGUCAGGAAGAUUAUCCUCAAGUCGAGCUCCGCAAGUUCUGCUGUCGCUGCUGCUGCAAAGGCGGCGGCGGCGGCAGCGGCAGUAGCAGCUGAUGAGGCAGAUGCGUCUUCCAUGGCAAAUCGCUCAGAGACACCGACACCGACACCCCCUCCGCGCCUGCCUACUCCUCCAGCCAACGCUCAAAAGGCGACCAGAAAAUCUCUUCCCGCACGUGGUCUGGACGACGACGACGAGGACGAGGACUACACACCCAAGGCAGCCGCAGGAAAGAGCCAGGGCCGUCGUGCAUCUGCCUCCAUCUCACGCAAGAGUGUGUCGCGCUCAUCGAUAGGACGCCGUGCAUCAGCUUCACUUCAUCAAAUGGCUCCCUCGAGCGACGCCGUGCAGCCCUCAGAAUCGACGCCCGAGAACAAGGACGUCGUCGAGAGGGCUGUGGAGGUCGCAAUCGACGAGGCGCUCCGGCAUUACCGCUAUCCCACUGCGUGGGCACUCCGGACCCUCUACGACGAAAAUUCUUCUAACCCGGUCUUCCUCUCCAUGUUUGAGGACGUUUACCACCAAACAGCCGACGAAGACACCCUCGACGAAUUUUCCCGCCUUAUCGAGGAGAAGAAGCGAGAAGGCAAGAAGGACAAUCAGGCUUGCUACUUUUUUGUACCCCCUUCCACCAACUCGCGCUUCACCCCCCACAAGCCAAAGCCUGCGCCCUACGGCAAUCUUCUCUCUCUCGACCUCUCAAAAUCGGACGACGAAGACGACGAUAUGCCUCAAGUUACACCGACAAAAAAGGCCAGCAAGCGCAGGGAGAUUCCGGAAUCACCCAUGGGCAUGAGCAUCGACGACGAAGAAGACGACGACACUACUUUGCUGGCAGCGGAAACCACCAUCGCGACCAUGACCCCGUCGCGCAAGCGCGCCCGAAGAGAUUCUGCAAGCAGUGACUCGUCCUUGUCAGAGCUCUCUGCAUCUCCGUCCCUGCCACCCGACUCGCCUUCGCCCAGCUCUCCGCCCGUUUCCGUGGCUGUUCAAGGCGAUAGCCACAGUCGCCGUCACAGUGCCACGACGGCUGCCACGGCUGCUGGGGCCGACCCCGAGACCACCUUGACCAGCGCACCACCGCCAGCCGAUCCACAGCCAAUGAAGAGACGCGGCAGAUCCCUUGCUGCUAAGGCGAGCGUGUCUGACGCAUCCAACCCAAACUCACCCACCCUCCCCCCAAACGUAUCUCAAGCUGCAGGGGCUAGCAACAUGCCUGGUCGACUUUCUUCGCCCAUUUUCCCCAACCUUUCGACGACAGCAGCACCCUCAAAGGCGAAUGGCAAGAAGAACGCCAACAAGGACAAGACUCCUCGCGUACUGCCCAGCGACGAUGCAACCACCCUGCGGAGGAGAGAUGCACGCGAUAGCACAGUUAGCCAGACGCCCCAGCCUGAGAGCCAUAUUCGCGGUUCCGACAUGAGAAGCAGGGCUGGAUCUAUGGCCGCAUCUUCGCCGGCAGUAAAUUUGCGCAAGUCGGCAAGAACACCAGCGCCGAGCUCGAAUCUGCCUUCGAAUCUGACCCUGAGCACGAGAACGACGAGAUCAGCAAAGAGGACGCACGACGAGAUCGACAAUACGAGCUCGCCGACUGCGCCGUCAAUCCUCGGAGAGGUGACGCCCGCCACGAGCUCUAGGGCUGCGACACCGACGAAUCUUCGCCCUACCAAGAAGCAACGGACUGGCUUGCGUAUCAAAACUUCACCCAUGAAGAAGAAGGGAGGCACUGCGGCUGGACUACCUCGUGCCAGCGGUGAGGGCGGUGCAGUUGCCGCCAACGGCGGUGGCCCAAUCAACCAGGAUGAGAAUGACGACUACUGCUCAGCAUGCAGCGGCGUUGGAGAGCUGGUCUGCUGCGAGAACUGCUCCAGGUCAUUCCAUUUCGAGUGUGUUGACCUUGGGCUGGGCGACACUCUCCCCGAGGAAUGGUUUUGCAACGUCUGUUUCAGCAGCAGAUACCCCACCAGGGUGCCCGAACACAAGGGUCCCUUUGGCGGUUUGAUGAACACUCUGGAGAAAACUAAUCCUCGAGCCUACAAGCUGCCGCAAGGCGUGCGUGUGUAUUUCGAGGGCGUCAAAGUCGGCCCUGAAGGCGAGUACGAGGAUGUGGUAGUGCCCGCUAAGCCAAAGAAGAAGGGCUAUGAGGAAGCUCCAGACUUCUUCAAGGUUCGAGAAGCUGACGGAUCUGCCGUGCUAUGCCACAAUUGCCAACACCCGACCGCCGAUAAUCGAGCCAUCAUCCCCUGCAGCCUCUGCGGGCUUCACUGGCAUCUGGAUUGCCUCGAUCCUCCGCUGGCAAUCCCGCCUGUGGUGCGAACAUGGCGUUGCCCUGCGCAUGCAGACGACCUGUUGGCUACGUUGCCAGAGGAGCUUGCCCCAGCUCAUCGCUUCCGGAAGAUCAAAGGCGCCCCGGUCAUCAUUCCUGCCUUCAGCCGCGGCAUGAAAAACAAUGGCUUCAUUGAGAUUGAUGAUGAUGAUGAAGAAUCCGAGGAUGAAAAUUCCGGUUGGAGCGACGUCAAAACCUUCGGUCGCGUCUACAAGCUGUCUUCCAAGGGCGUUGUCCUCGAUUUCAUCUCUCAGCUUCGGAAGGAUGGCGCUGGUCACAUCAAAGGCUUGCCGGCUUCGAACACCGUCCAGGCGCCGCCAGUCAGCGAGCCCAUGAGUACUCGCUCACGUGUUGAGCAGCAAGCAGUGCUGAAUUUGGUCGAAUUGGCCUCCACUCAGCCCACUACCAAGCUUGACGAGCUCACAGAGGCAUUGCUAACAAACGCAGAGCCAGCUAUGCUUUCGCUCAUGGCUCGUGGCAGCGUUAACAACUUUGCCAGCGGAGAUCUGAAUGUUACCGACAAGCAGAGUCUCCGCGCAAUGCUAGCUCAGAUGGAAGCCAUGGCUGGUCGCAUCCGAGGCUUGCUUGGAGACGACCAAAAAGACAGCGGUGUUUCUGGUAUGGGCAUCGAGGCCGAUCAAACGGCGAUCGACUGUGACCAUACCAACGGCACUGUUAGCACCGGAGACGACGCAGCCUCGAUUAAAAAUGAGUCCGUGGAGCCCCCUGCCGACCUACCUACGCCAGCGACUACGACCCAAGAUAACCCGGAGCCGAUCAACAGCCUGGGCGAGAAGUCUUCGCAAGAGGUCCCCAACGACGCGAACGAAGAUGAUGUGCCCGACAUGGAUAUCGACUAG